GCGGUGCCUCUCGUUAUGUGUCAGUAUUGCCAGCAGCAGACCUGUGCGAAACAAAAGCACUUCUCUCCACACGUUUAUCGCCUUCAAAGAGCGUCUCAAGCCCGUUUCAGUUGCAAAGCUGUCAACGGAAACCAGGAGUUACGCGUCAGGGUCGCAGAUUACACGGGAUUAGAGCAGCUCUUGUACAAAGUUGUCUUGGCUUUGGUGGCAAAAGCAGGAGUGGCUUGGUCCUAAAGCAGCUCUCCAGAUCAGAUUUCACCCAAACCAGCUGUGAGAGAGAGAGGGAGCUUUGCCUUUUCUCCCCUCUCCAUGUUGUAAGCGAGCUCCAGAGAUCCAGAAAGAAAAGGGGGAGUGACGGAGAGAGUUCAAGGGGUUCCUGAAGGAAUUUGAAUCUGAGAUAUUCCAUCUAUCAGGCAAGCAAGAAAAAGUCCACAGAGUCUAGAGAACAGCGGCAAGGAUGGAUGAUCAACCCCGGUUGAUGCACUCCUCUCACGGGGUGGGCAUGGCCGGACACCCCGGCCUGGCGCAGCAUAUGCAGGAUGGCACAGGAGGAGACGCCGAUGGAAGGAAACAGGACAUUGGAGACAUAUUACAACAGAUCAUGACCAUAACCGACCAAAGUCUGGACGAAGCACAGGCGAGGAAACAUGCACUGAAUUGUCACAGAAUGAAGCCGGCUCUUUUCAAUGUCCUGUGUGAAAUUAAAGAAAAAACAGUAUUGAGUAUCCGUGGAGCUCAAGAGGAGGAGCCACCAGAUGCUCAACUCAUGCGAUUGGACAACAUGCUGCUAGCUGAGGGCGUGUCCGGACCUGAGAAAGGUGGCGGGUCUGCUGCAGCUGCGGCGGCUGCUGCUGCGGCCGGUGGGGCCGGGUCAGAUAACUCAGUCGAACACUCAGACUACCGGGCCAAGCUGUCCCAGAUCCGUCAGAUCUACCACACGGAAUUAGAGAAGUACGAGCAGGCGUGUAACGAGUUCACCACCCAUGUAAUGAACCUGCUGAGAGAGCAGUCUCGCACUCGGCCCAUCUCGCCCAAAGAGAUCGAGCGCAUGGUGAGCAUCAUCCACCGCAAGUUCAGCUCCAUCCAGAUGCAGCUCAAGCAGAGCACCUGCGAGGCCGUCAUGAUCCUGCGCUCACGCUUUCUAGAUGCCAGACGGAAAAGGAGAAACUUCAAUAAGCAGGCCACAGAGAUCCUAAAUGAGUAUUUCUACUCCCACCUAAGUAACCCAUAUCCCAGUGAGGAGGCCAAGGAGGAGCUGGCAAAGAAAUGCUCUAUUACAGUUUCACAGGUAUCCAACUGGUUUGGAAACAAAAGGAUCAGAUACAAGAAAAACAUCGGCAAAUUCCAAGAAGAAGCCAACAUGUAUGCCGCCCGAACCGCAGCUAACGCAUCAAGCGUCUCCACCCACGGCAGCCAAGCCAACUCGCCAUCUACACCAAAUUCAGCCGGUUCUGCUGGUUCUUUUAACAUGAACUCCGGGGAUUUGUUCAUGAGUGUGCAGUCUCUGAAUGGGGACUCAUACCAGGGGGCUCAAGUGGGGGCCAACGUUCAGUCACAGGUGGAUACUCUUCGCCAUGUUAUCAGUCAGACAGGCGGAUACAGUGAAAGCCUAGCUGCCAGUCAGAUAUACAGUCCACAGGGCAUCAAUGCAAACGGCGGCUGGCAGGACGCCCCAACACCCUCUUCAGUGACCUCGCCCACAGAAGGACCCGGGAGUGUCCAUUCUGACACCUCCAACUGAUCAGCACCGUCCAUCUUCACAGACACACUGGAUCUUCAGACUGCUCUCACUAAAGAUCUGCUACCCUCCGCAGGCUGGGCUUCAUAUCCCACACCGGUCAUACACAGUCAUCUACAACACCAACUUAACAUCAAGGAACAUUUGGGAUACUUUACAAGAUUUUCGAAAAACAAUUAUGAAUUUAAAAGUAAAGGAAAAAUCUGUAAAAUGAAAAAAUGUGUUUGUACAGUUUUCACAGUGCAUUUUAGGUGCCACAGGACGACUUACUAACCUGUGAUGUUUCAUUUUUUUUGAGGCGAUUGAUAAUGAUUGAACCACCAGUCAUUGUGUUUCAAUUUAAAUGCUUCAUUCUACCUCUCAUCAAAAGUAAAACAAUGAAAAAAAAAAUGCAAAAGAGCAGUUUUUAUUUUCUAAAAAAAAUGUUAUUGAUAACAGAUGCCACUUGAUCAUGUAUAGUGCUUGAGAGGAAGCUCUUGUUAUCGGUACGUUCAGUCAAUAUUUUGUUCAUUCAUCACUCGUAAAAGUGAAAAAAAUUUUCUUUGUUCAUUUGUUUUACAGACUUGUUUUAAAGUUGCUUUUGUUGUUACAUUUUUUAUUAAUCUCUAUAGAUAAUUCAUUUGACAAUUCUCACCCUAAGCUAAACAGUUUUUAUUCUCACCCUUAAAUAUGAUGGGUUCCCUCACACAUAUUGUAGUCGAAGGUAAACUUUCUUUCAGCCGAAAGUGCAGUCCAAACACAAAUCCGUCAUCGUGGAUUUCAUUCCGACUCAUUUCCUCACGCUGUUUGUUUUUGAGUCAAUGAAAGUAUAACUGAUUACGGAAAUGGCGGAAGCAUCAAGUCAUUAUGGUCUAUAAUGACAUUUCCUCCCCGCUCUCACUUUAGAUUGCUUUCAAACGCUCUCUUCGUCUCUUUGCUCCCCUAAGUAAAGGAAUUUGACCGAAUAAGCUAUAUAUUUUCGAGAUUUCCUUUGAUUUAUACAGAAAGGUGCCCUGUACUACCCCAAGUUAUGAAAAACAAGCACUAAUGCUGUAUAUUAUUCUGAGUUAGUUUUACUUUGUUCCCUUUUAAAGAUUGAGAUUAUUUUCCAUAUUGUAGAUGGCUUUAGCAUUGACCUUGAGUUUUUACCUGACAAUGUUGUUAUGUAGGCUAUAAUUUCAUGUAGCCUAUGAGAGCCAACUGUGAGUGUACAGUUUUAGAAACUAACAGGCUCGCUGUAUGUUUAACAUUACAGUUGAGCUGUUAACCAAAAUCUUUUGUAUAAACUAUGUAAAAGAAGAUACAUAGAAAAGAAUAUCACACUCAUAAUUGUUAAAUUUUUAUUAAUUUUCUGUUGUAUUUUUUGUAAAAAGUUGGGACUUUGGUAUCUGACCUAUCCCUAUACUGUACUCCUUUUUGUUCGGUUCAAGUGUCCUGUAAUUUUUUUGCCAACCAAUUUGUGCUGCUGAUGCCACUGUUUCGAUUGGAAAAAUCAUGACUGAUGUAGCUAUUCUGUCUAAUUGAAAAAAAUGAUGUCGAAAAAUCCAAUAGUUAACUAAUUUUUGUUGAAAAUAUAUCCCUGUCUGUCAAGGCUCCGGGUAAUGAAGUUUGUUUUGCAGUACAUCGAAUCAGAAUCCAUUUAAACAGGGAAGUCAUUAAGUUAAUACGAUUUGAACAUUUCAACGGUCACUCUUAACUGUGUUGAUGCAGGUACUGUACACUGUUUAGUCUGUAUGGACCCUUUGCCCCUGAACAAAGAAAAAACUGACCUGAAUCAUCUCUGCUCUGAUGUAUAUGUAUUAUUAAUAAAACAUGAGUGUCUAAUAUCAUAUUAUGGCCCUUUAAUUUGUGCUCCCUAUCAAGUGUUCUACCAAAAACAUCUUUCUGAACAAUUUCCAAAAGAGAAAGAAGUUGCGCCUGUUUAAUGGAUUUUGGAGGGAAGCAUUUCAGAAUGUUCAUUGCUACUCACUAUCAAAACCAAAAAUGUAAAAACCUGAAAGUAGCUUAUGUAUAAGAAACAGAAAUAUGAGAUAUUUCAUUGCCUUUGACUUCAAUAAUCGCUUUGAAGAUUUUUUUGUUAUUUUUCUUGUUUUUAUCUUGUGAUAUGACAACGCCAGUUAUUACUUUUGAAUAAUCAUGUUAGUCCAUAUGAAAAUACAAGCAUACGUCAUCUGUUAUUUGAAUGACACUUACGACACAAAAGAACUUUUGCUGAUGGUUGCCAUUGUGAAAAUGUAUAUAUUUUGUGAAAUAGACUUGACCGCACCUGCUAUGAAUGCAUAGACUACACAAUUAUGUACCAUAUGAAACAUUGAAGUCCGGACAUUUGUUUGGGUUUUCCCCAAAACUUUGUCUCAAAAUUGCCAUGAUUAUCAUUAAUAAAUGUUGUAUUGCUCACUGAACAGUAUUAAUACACAUCCGUAUGUAUUUUGUGAGAUUUUCUUUUUUUAUUCAUUUUUAUAAAGGCUUUACAGGGUUUGAUGAUUUUCUUGUUCUCCGAUUCAUGUUUAGGGGCCAAAUUUCUCAAAAUUCAAAGAUAUAAGGUAUCACAUUCAUAUAAGGAACAUUUGGGAUUAAUUGACUCUGAGUUUUACAGACUGGUCUAAUAAUCAUUUCUUAGCUUUCUGACAUCUUAAGGUCAGCCCUUACCUUUACGUUGUUGCAUGUGUUUUGCUUACAAUAAAAUACUGCAGUGUUUUCAGUAAAUCCUGAUGUAUUUAUUCUA
Paramisgurnus dabryanus is the source of this 4442-nucleotide messenger RNA. It is a transcript of the gene pbx1a, whose product is annotated as pre-B-cell leukemia homeobox 1a. Gene Ontology annotation, molecular function: DNA binding; DNA-binding transcription factor activity, RNA polymerase II-specific. Gene Ontology annotation, biological process: regulation of DNA-templated transcription. Gene Ontology annotation, cellular component: nucleus. The record is from RefSeq and is a predicted model, not a curated record. Lineage: Eukaryota; Metazoa; Chordata; Actinopteri; Cypriniformes; Cobitidae.